Molecule: messenger RNA, 549 nt
Organism: Hyaena hyaena (striped hyena)
Lineage: Eukaryota; Metazoa; Chordata; Mammalia; Carnivora; Hyaenidae
Gene: CUNH4orf36
Product: chromosome unknown C4orf36 homolog
Exons: 4
Coding region: 179-532 (117 amino acids)
Source: RefSeq, a predicted model, not a curated record
CCCGCGGCGCGGGCCCGCUGGUGCGCGCGGCCAUGGGCGCCUAGUCGGGGGCGCGCUCCGCCCUCGGUCUGCGGGGGACCGUGACCCCCGAGACCCGCGAGCGCCGGCAAAGUGAACAGAGUACCCCAGUCAUUACAUCAGGCACCUGUGUUAGGAAAUUGGACUGUGAUCAUUCAGCAUGGCUUAUGGCUUGCCAAGAAAGAACACGGUGAAAACCAUAUUGCGGGGCAGUUGUUUUAAAGUACAGGAACCUUGGGAUCUUGCACUGCUUACAAAGACCUGGUACAUGAACCUAGCCAACAUCAAGUUGCCUUUCUUGGAAGAAAUUGCAUUUGGUAGUCCUUUACACCUCAGAAAAGAUAAAAUCAUUAAGAGUGCCCUGCUCCCUUCUGCAGAAUCCAUCAAACUUGAAAGGGAGUAUGAAAUGAAGCACUUGAAUAACCUGAAAUGUCAGAAAAUCCUAGCUAAGGAAGUUCAGUCUUCCCUAAGGGAAAGGCAAGUUGGUUUGAGAAGACCCCUGCCGCCUAAGUGACCAUCAUAUCAUAAUUG